Molecule: messenger RNA, 5508 nt
Organism: Amoebophrya sp. A120
Lineage: Eukaryota; Dinophyceae; Syndiniales; Amoebophryaceae
Source: the annotation of a GenBank genome assembly
AUGUACGACGUACUGGACGAGGUCAUGCUCAUGCACGACAUGAAGCGCAGGAAUUUGACGAACGCGAACCCGGAGAUACUAGAGGCAGUUUUCGGGCCAGAGGCAGAUGUUGUGGACGAGGAGCAUCUGCAUCAGGUGCAGGCAGAUGUUGUGGACGAGGGGGGCCAUCUGCAUCAGGAUCGGCCACAACAUCCUCGUCGCACGGCGUAUGCUGGGAUUCUCAAACGUUACAUUCCAAGCUGUUGCAUGAUUUGUCAUGCAAAAUGAGCUUCAACAUCCACGAGGUGAAGCUAGAGCUACUUCGCACGUUGACAAAUUUUGGAAAGGCUAAACAGCAUCUAGAUUUGUGCGGAAUUGGUAAUGCAACAGGUCGUGCAACCUCCCUGCCUGCUUUGAUUUUAGCCAUUCCGGUGGUGAUAAGUUGAAAAUGAAACACAAUUCGCCAGCUAUUUACAAGCAGGAACAUAGAUAGCACGUUUAAACAGUUACUCGCUCGCCUAAAGAAGCGAGCACCCGAUUGAUUUUAGCCAUUCUUGCAUUACAAAUACAUGUAACAGUUGAGAGCGCAACGCUUAAGAACGCCAUACGGCAGGAGCUGCAUCGUCCGGUAAUGAUAAAUCGGAAAGUGAAGCGCACGAACUAAAAAAUGUGGCCGAUGAACGAAGUGAAGUAGGGCAAGAUCACGAUACAAGCAAAACCGCCACGACCAAGAACGCCAGCGACAGAGAAGAUAUGGCUCUACUCACGUCGAGUACUUCUACACGACAAUCAGCUACUGAAAAUGAAAAAGAAGAACCUACUAGUGAAGCUGGAGAGAACGACGUGAAGAGGACCUCCGAGGAAAAGAACGAUAGCCAGAACAAGGGAGGAACCUCGGGAGAUGGAGGUGUUAUGCCUUGGACGGUCGUUAGUAUACAGAAGGGUGAAUUUGCAGUGAAUUUGUAUUGCAUGACUUGCAUUUACUUGAAAAGAGAAGUGCGCUGCGUAAAGGGCUGGACACGAGCCCAAGCAGCUCACGCAGCGUGAAGGGCUGCUCGGUGCCAGGUGGCACUUGCAGCACCGAAAGAAGUAGUGGUAGGUCUUGCUGGGGCCCGCCGGACUGUGUAGCGCAUAUGUAACCAAAGAGGGGGGGUCGUGGGGCUCUUGUUCAUCUGCGCGCCUGCCUCAGACCUUCCUCUCCGGAAUGGUCGAAAGGGAGGGCGACGCCUGAACACAGGGGCACUAGUUCAACGCGUGCGCUCUCAUGAGUUGUGGUUGUGGCUUGGAAUUGGAUAUCUGGGAGUAGCCCCGGCGCCCUUUUCAAAAUUCACCCCAAAAUUCACCGGGCGCCCAUUUUCGACCGUGAUAAGCAAACUUUAGCGCAGAAAAGUGCUCAAAAAAGUGCACAGAUAGGCCAUGAGAAGGAACGCAAAGGGGGAAAAAGCGGAGUCCUCUGUUGCCCUAAGCCCGUCUGUAUUCUGCUGAAAAUGCCACAAGAUUUCACGCGCCUGCCGGGAAAAUGCGUCAAAGCUCUCGGCCGGGUCCUUUCGUCCUUGCCUGCCUUCUUGCUUAGUUGUAUGCGCUUCGCGGCCUUUAUUUCUGGCGUCUUUGCCGCGGCUGCUGCAGUGCUCUUCUGCGAGAACGGGGAGGCGCAAAAAUCUGCCCAAAGAACGGCGCCCGGGCCAUGUCCUCUGGCUGCCCACUGCGCAAAAGCCCGCGGCUGCUGCGCGGUGCAGGGCCUUCUACUUCCCAGAACAGGGCCAAGAGGGACAAUGUCCCGGCGGGCUCAUCGGCAAUUUGGCAUGCAAAAUUCACUACAAAUUCACCACUUCUCAUGCUGACGGGUGUUAAAGCUCAUGAACGAUAGCCAGAACAACGAUAGCCAGAACAACGGAGGACCCUCGGGAGAUGGAGGUGGAGGUUCCUCGCCGUGGUCGUGGUCGCUCCCGUCCUGGGGGACUGUGGCGCAGGCCGGGGCGAGCGCAGUGAAGGGGGUCCAGGGUGCGGCGCAAAACGUGUUCGACGGCGCCAAGCGGGGCGCGGAAGCACUCCGACGGGGCGCGGAAGCAGUCCGGCAGCGCGCCGAACGGGGGUGGGACUCGGUGCGAGCCGUUUUCCAUUGGGGUGGGCGCGCCGACCUCGGGCAUGACAUCAUGCUCGGCCGCCUUGCCAGCCCGGAAGAGGCGAACUUUUUGGACGAGAUCAGCAGGUAUCAACUGGUCCACCCUGGGUUUCAGAUACCGGACGACCACCUUUUCGCCCUCUUCCACAACCUCGCACCCCGUCGGCUGCCAGUGGAGGAAAGGCAGAAGCUAGGGAAAGCGGCAGGUCUACGUGGACGUUAUAGUCUCGAUUUCGGCGAUGGGAGAGGUGUGUGCUCGGAUCCGCGCCGCCGCGGCGUUUAUUCUUCGGUGUGCGAGAACAUGCCCCUUUUGCGCACUUCUGUCCUUGCCGAAACGCAACCGCAGCGUGGUCUCGAGGACCACGUCGGCAGCGAAGAUGCUGCCGUUCUAGCCGUUCCGCCGAGCAGCGAUGGCGAAGAUGGGUGGGGAGCAGACGAACACCGCGAUGUGUACCGCGUGCCGCUAUCUCCUUCCGAGCGUGAUUACAUCAACACGGAACUAAAGGAAACGCCGGAGUGGCGAGACAUUUUGCCAGAGGACGGCAUUCGCUUUGGGGAUAACCCGUUGAACCGCGACCACGACGUGCACCCGAAAAUCGGAAAGGCAAAUGAGGACUAUAUCAGCCACGACCCCACGACGGGCGCGACGCAGCCGGUGCGCCCCAUCCCGCGCGCACACUGGCCAGAGGGGUUCGCAGACAUGUCCGGCACUUACUUCGCCGGCAACCCUGGCACCAUCCGCCCCAGCGUUCCGCAGAUAGAGGCCAGCCUCGAGGCUAGCGACCGCGCGGGCUCUGCGUUGCACAAGCAAGAGAGUGUGUUGCACAAAGACGUGAACUUCAUCGAAUGGCACGGGGCUCCGGAAGUUUUUUCUCAGCUGACUACUUUUCACGCGACAGCGAGGCUUAAUGAAGAACACGCGGCGGCAGAACUCCGCUACGCACGUUUUCGGCAGCUGGUCACAGGGUUGCUGGCGGGCCACACGACCCUGUCCGAGAACGACCAGAGCUUUCUCCUCGAGUUCAUCAAGCCAUCUGACCAGACCCCCCCUACGGAGGUUGGGAAAAAUGACGAGGGGGCCGAAGAGGAAAGAACGCUCUACCAAGUACUAGAAGACCGCGAGGCGCAGACCGCAGCCACGGGCUUUCACCAGCUCCACCAGCACGAAAGCGCAAACAGGGCCUCCGAAGGAGAUGAUGGUGGAGCAGGCCCCACCAUGGUCACGACCAGGGAGAGCAGUGCCGGCAAGCUGGACGACCUCGUGGAAGAUGAUCGAGAGCAGACAGAGGACACGAACCCUCGCCCCCGCGCAGGACGCAGCGCGCCAGUAACAACUGCGUCGCGAAGUAGUAGGGCAGCAGGGCCGGAGGACGGUUGGAAGGACCUCCGCAGAACGCUGGGUGGAGGAGAGGCGGCUAAUUGGUCUCUGCGUAAAAAAGUCCUCGAGGAUGCGGCGUCGCACUGGGACGUUUCGUUUGUCAAGCUUUCCGCAAGCAACCUCUCUGAGGCGUCCGCGCCCGAAUUGUUUGACUUCGUCGCCCAUCCGGCGCAGGAAGAUCGCGAACAAAACAGUGGAGGAAAUAACACCAGGCAAAAAACACUGCCAGCGCUAGCGGCACUGCCGUCUAACUAUGGGGGGCAGGAAGCUGGGCGUGCUGUCGGUGACCUGGUGCAGGAUGGCCACUCGCAGCUACUUUUUGAGGCCUCGCUUCUUCAGUGGCUAGACAUCAGCACCAACAUCAUGGAGCGUUUUUUGGUUAAGAAUGACCCACGGACGAUUAUUCCGGCCCCGCUUCCGGCGCUUGGAUGGGAAAAUUUUACGCGCGGCGGCCAUCGCCGUGGCCGCCCCGGGCUCGAUGCUCCCGGCAGUGGAAGGCACAGCGGGGUCGUGUCUGCGCUGAAUAUUACGGACGAGUUGGAAAUCAAGCCGGCUCGCCACGGGUUUUACUUUGAUGGCUGGCCGGUCAUGGCUGAAGAGCAUUUCCAAUUUAUCCUGGGUAAAAACGUCGCCACCCCAUAGUCAAGUUGGUAAAUCUGCUAGACAAAUCUCCAAGUUUUGGGAGUCGUGCAUGACAAGUUUACAUCUGUAGUGUAGUGCUGUUUAGCAAGGACAGCCGCAUCACAAAGACGCCUGCUCAUCCUGUUUACAGCAUUACAAAUCCCAAAACACGACUACAGAUUCCUCUCUUGCGGAUGUGCAUUACAGAUUUUUCUGUGGAUGCAAGUCUGCAUGACAACUAUGGGACAAUGGGGGGGCAAAGUGUAGUGUCGCAUUUUGUUUAGCAUGACAACUACGGGAUGGGGACGUUUUUAAAUAGGAUACAACUCGUGGAAUGGCUUGGGCGAAGUGGUACACAAAUCCAGGACAGCCACUGGCCCGUAUCAAAUGUAAAAGUGUCUGGGCCUGGAAGAAUGCAACUUGUCAUGCUAAAUCUGAAGCAUGCAAAAAUCUGUGUUGCAUGAUUACCAAAAGUCGCCCAGUUUUGGCCAAGUCGGGAGGGAGUUUCUCACAGAAUCUGUCAUGCUAGGUCCUGCAUUCCAGGCUUCGUGGGUCAUGGAAAAGCUGCAUGACAAAUCGCGCAUUCUUCCAGACCCAGACACUUUUACAUUUGAUAGCCCAGCCUUCAAAACUACACGAAAGCCUCUCAGCAGAUUCUGAAGGAGGUCCUGGCCCGACUCGUGAACCGCGCCCGAAGCUUGGCGGCUGUGGGGCUGGUUCAACAGGAGGACGCGGGGGACCCAGGUCAACGAGAGGAACCUAGCGCGAGGAGCCCAAGCACCUUUACGCCCCAGAAGAUUCCAGCCAAGGCCCCGCUCCUAUUCGCUCAGGAGAUCCAGAUGUGGCACAGAAUGCGCAAAUUACUUCGCACUAAACGUGAGAACGCGAGAUGGCAGCAGAAGCAGCAGCGGAACUUUUCACGCGAUUACGCCGACUGGAAUGAUCACAGAACGGGUUUGGAGUUCGCGGACUGGUUUACUUCUGAUGAAUGAGGAAAGAUAGGUAAAAAUGAGACUAAAUUGAUAGGAUCUAGAAAACAGUGAGCGAAGUAUUUUCAUUUCGUGUAUUGCCGCCUAGCCCUAGGCCUAGCUUGAAAACAUCCUCGCGUAAAGAUCAUGUCCAUGAUACAGGAGCAAAAAACGUUUUUUCCAAUCUGAAGAAGGAGAAGUAGAAAAGUUGUGAUGAAAUGGAUCGCACUCACACUGAGGGUCUUGAACAUUUGACACUUCGGCCAGCAUGAAGAAAGGCAGAAAGAAUAUAGAAAUAGUGCGUGCUCCCGAAUAAGGCCGAUGACUGCAGUUGAAGAAUCCGAAUAGGAGGUGCAUCUGCGGGGGCGCACUAGAGAUCAUACCAAAGUCAGCCGCAAAAGACAAGUAUUGAUAUUGAUCUGAGAUCAGCAACAAGAAAG